GCCGGCGGCAUUGCACGGUGGGCCGCGGGCGGGGGCAGCUCGCACGCGCCCCGCUCUCCCCGCCAUGCCGCGGCCGGCCGCCUUCCUCGCGCCCGUCCUCCUCAUCCUCCUUCUCCUCCUCCUCGGCGGGCUGGGCCCCCGCCUCGCCGCCGCCAAGAGCCCCCCAGGGGUGGAGUGCGUCCUCUUCAACGAGGAGUACAUGACCUGCACGUGGGGCAGCGGGGAGACGCUCGCAACCAACUACUCCCUCUACUACUGGUACGAGAACCGGUCGCCCGUGGCGGAGUGCAAGCACUACCUGUGGGACCGGGGCGUCCGCGUGGGCUGCCGCUUCAACCAGAGCGAGAUCGUCCAGUUCCAGCCCUUCCGCGUCCGCGUCAACGCCAGCCUCGGCGGCAAGACCCUCGAGAUCGCCAGCGAGCGCAUGGAGCUGCAGGACCUCGUGAAACCGGAGGCGCCCGUCAACCUGACCAUCUACAACCUGAGCAGCAACCAGCUGCAGCUGACCUGGAGCUCGCCGUACCCCAAGGCGCAGUGCCUGGAGCACGCCGUCAAGUACAAGAGCAACAAGGACACCACCUGGACGGAGCACAAGGUGAAGGGGGAGAUCUUCUCCUUCCCCAGCGUGGAUUACGAGAAGUACUACACCUUCUACGUGCGGAGCAAGAUCAACAGCUACUGCGGCAGCACCCGGCUCUGGAGCGAGUGGAGCGUGCCCGCGGUCUGGGGCAGCAACGCCACCGGCAAGGCUCUUUGCAGGCGCUGCGGAGGAGCAGCUGCACUGGUUCUGGAUCCACACGGUCUUGGUCCCCGUUGCCUCCUGCUUGCUGCUGCUGGUCCUCGUCGUCUUGCUUGUCCGCAUGGAAAGGGUGUGGGUCAUCCUCAUGCCCAGGAUCCCCAAUCCCAGCAAGAACUUCGACGAGCUCUUCAUCACGCACAAGGGCAACUUCCAGGAAUGGGCCGGGGUCCCCAAAGACGUCGUCGAAAGUUUCAAGCCCAACUACAGCGAGAGCAUCUGCUACGUGAGCGAGCUGCCCCCCAAGGAGAGCCACGAGCCCCUCUGGGAGGGCGGUGAGCCACAGCCAGCUGGGCCGGGGGCCCCCGCCGGCCCCCGUGAGCGCGGCCCCUACAAGAACAGCUACGUGGGAGCCUGACGCCCGCGGGCGCCCUGCUGCCAGCGCCCCUGCUGCCCCACGGCCCUCCACCCCCUGCCCUCGCCCAGCCUCUGCCGAGCACCCCGCGCUCACCCCCAGCCCCACGGAUGCGGUGGCCGCGCUGCACAGCGCCGUGGGUGCACUGCUUGGGUGCUGCUUGCACUGCACCGGGUGCUGGGUGCACUGCAGCGUGCUGGGUGCACUGCGUGGAGCACUGGGUGCCCCGCAUGGAGCACUGGGUGCCCUGCAUGGAGCAUCGGGUGCACUGCGUGGGGCACUGGGUGCCCUGCAUGGAGCACUGGGUGCACUGUGUGGAGCACUGGGUGCCCUGCAUGGAGCAGCGGGUGCACUGCGUAGGGCACUGGGUGCACCAUGGGGAGCACCGGCUGCGCCGUGCAGCGUGCACUGCGUGCAGGAGCGGGGCGGCGCGGCGGGGGGCCCAGGAGCCCCCACGGAGGAGACGCGGCGCCGGGCAUCGUUUCCAACGCUGUAACGAGCGGCUCGGCCUCAUGGCUGCAAUAAAGCUCUGCUGCGCUUG
Dromaius novaehollandiae (emu) is the source of this 1692-nucleotide messenger RNA. It is a transcript of the gene IL2RG, whose product is annotated as interleukin 2 receptor subunit gamma. Gene Ontology annotation, molecular function: cytokine receptor activity; protein binding. The record is from RefSeq and is a predicted model, not a curated record. Gene Ontology annotation, cellular component: external side of plasma membrane; membrane. The transcript is spliced from 8 exons. NCBI's taxonomy places the organism in Eukaryota, Metazoa, Chordata, Aves, Casuariiformes, Dromaiidae. The coding region runs from base 65 to 1075 and encodes 336 amino acids. Gene Ontology annotation, biological process: cytokine-mediated signaling pathway.